CAACAUCGGGAGAAAAGAACAGAAAAGAGAAGAAAGCAUCUGGAGGUAAAGGCCACCGAGUUUGUUGGGUGGUGCAAACAGACAGGAAGAGAGAGGGAGAGAAGAUGACUGUUGUCCGAAGAGCAUCCGCAGAGCUCCCCAAACUUCUUGGCCUUGCAAACAGGUCCCUAAAAUCCUUUGCAUUCCCAGGCAAGUCCCUGCUCGAUUCUUCCACAUCUCCACCUUCCUCUCUCUCCCAUGGGAUCCACGUCUUCCAUUGCCCCGAUGCGGUUGGGAUUGUGGCGAAGCUCUCAGAUUGCAUCGCUUCCAGAGGAGGAAACAUUCUUGGCGCCGAUGUGUUUGUCCCCGAGAAAAAGCGUGUCUUUUAUUCUAGAAGUGAAUUUAUUUUUGACCCUGCCAAAUGGCCAAGACCGCAGAUGGAUGAAGACUUUCUUAAAAUUUCAAAAACAUUCAAUGCUAUGAAAUCCGUUGUUCGUGUGCCGGAACACGACCCUAAAUAUAAGAUUGCCGUUCUUGUUUCGAAGCAGGAACAUUGCCUGAUCGAUUCGUUACAUCAGUGGCAGGAUGGAAGACUUCCGGUAGAUAUAACUUGUGUAAUAAGUAACCACGAUAGAGGUCCAAACACCCAUGUUUUUCGCUUUCUUGAAAGGCAUGGCAUUCCUUAUCACUAUCUUCGAACAGCCAACAAUAAUAAAAGAGAAGGAGAGAUAUUGGAGUUGGUUCAGAAUACUGAUUUUUUAGUGCUUGCGAGGUACAUGCAGAUACUAUCUGGUAAUUUUUUGAAGAACUAUGGAAAGGAUAUAAUCAACAUACAUCAUGGCCUUUUGCCGUCAUUCAAGGGUGGAAAUCCAUCAAAACAGGCUUUUGAUACUGGUGUGAAACUAAUUGGCGCAACGAGUCAUUUUGUGACUGAAGAACUUGACUGUGGGCCUAUAAUAGAACAGAUGGUUGAGAGAGUUUCACACAGAGAUAACUUGCAGAGUUUUGUGCUGAAAUCAGAGAACCUCGAGAAACAAUGCCUUUCAAAGGCCAUAAAAUCAUACUGCGAGUUGCGGGUGUUACCAUACCAGGAAAACAAGACUGUUGUAUUUUGAGGGGACAAAGGGCAUAAAUCAGUUGAUAGGUGGAUAAUUUCCAUACUCUUAUUCUUGCUAAUAAGUCUAAAACUUGUCAUUUCCAAUGCUCUUUAUCCUCCCUUGUUCUUGCUAAUAAUUUUAACUUCCUGUCUCCAAUAAUUAAUGUAACUUUUUAUUUGGUG
Molecule: messenger RNA, 1258 nt
Organism: Morus notabilis
Lineage: Eukaryota; Viridiplantae; Streptophyta; Magnoliopsida; Rosales; Moraceae
Product: formyltetrahydrofolate deformylase 1, mitochondrial
Exons: 8
Coding region: 105-1094 (329 amino acids)
Biological process (GO): 'de novo' IMP biosynthetic process
Molecular function (GO): formyltetrahydrofolate deformylase activity
Source: RefSeq, a predicted model, not a curated record